Knipowitschia caucasica is the source of this 759-nucleotide messenger RNA. NCBI's taxonomy places the organism in Eukaryota, Metazoa, Chordata, Actinopteri, Gobiiformes, Gobiidae. The record is from the annotation of a GenBank genome assembly.
AUGGAGCAGUGUAGAGGACAUCGUACGUCCGUCGUACGUCCGUCGUACGUCCGUCGUACGUCCGUUGUACGUCCGUCAUACGUCCGUUGUACGUCCGUUGUACGUCCGUCGUACGUCCGUCGUACGUCCGUCAUACGUCCGUCAUACGUCCGUUGUACGUCCGUUGUACGUCCGUCGUACGUCCGUCAUACGUCCGUUGUACGUCCGUCGUACGUCCGUCGUACGUCCGUUGUACGUCCGUCAUACGUCCGUCAUAAGCCGUACGUCGGUCAUACGUCCGUUGUAAGUCCGUUGUACGUCCGUCGUACGUCCGUCGUACGUCCGUCGUACGUCCGUCAUACGUCCGUCAUACGUCGUACGUCCGUCAUAAGCCGUACGUCCGUCGUACGUCUGUCAUACGUCCGUCAUACGUCCGUCAUACGUCGUACGUCCGUCAUAAGCCGUACGUCCGUCGUCCGUCCGUCGUACGUCCGUCGUACGUCCGUCGUACGUCCGUCGUGCGUCCGUCAUACGUCCGUCAUACGUCCGUCAUACGUCUGUCAUACGUCCGUCAUACGUCUGUCAUACGUCCGUCAUACACGAGUGCGGAGUGAAGGAUGUGUGAGUGUGAUCUCUGUCAGUGUAACGUGGGAAGCUAUGUACAGGUACAUUAAAGACGCUCUUGGGGGCCCUCUGUGGGGGCCCUCUGUGGGGGCCCUCUGUGGCCCUGGCCCUCAGUCUGCUUCUUGGUUAGAGCCAGCCCUGGCAUCACAACAGUAA